UACUUUAUAAGGUAUUAUUUGCAUCAUUCUUAUAGCUACACUUACCAAAAUACUGGAUAUAGUUGUGGACAACUUUGAGCUUGUUUAUUGUCUAUAGUAAUUAAACAUUAAAGAAUAUAGGAUAUUGCACUAUUGACCAUCUUUAACUUUAUCACAAUUUUAUCUUGAUAGCAAAGAUAGUUGUGCAACCAUACAACCAUGACAUGUCAAAACAAACUUGGUGAAUUAUUACUUAGCAUUGUGCAACCAGUGUAGAGCCCUCAUAUUUUAAAGUACCUACUCUUGCCACUCAAAGACUUUGUUUACAAAUCCAUCUUAUAAAUAUUGGAAUAUUCCUUAUAAAACUACCCUACACUGAAUACUUAAAUUGCUACUGCACGGUAAAAAGGCAAUAUUAUCAAUAAUGUUCAAUAUAUAACUGCUUCAACUGUAAAUAAAAUUUUAAAUUUGGUGGUGCCCUGCCUAAAACUUCCUACAUAUUCAAAAUCUACCUUACGAUAGUUAUCCAGUUUGAGAUUUUUAGCUCAGUGUCUGUGGUUAUAAAUAUUUACAUAUUUUUAAAAGUUGUGUGGAACUUACAAUAAAUUCCCAGCUGGAAAUUAUGUUUUUUUGAAAACCUUUAUAAUUUAAUUGCUAUGUUAAAAUCCGUUCAGUGAAACAGAGUAACUAUCGCUCUUAUAAUGGUUGUGGUUCUUUGUAAAAGGGUGAAAUUGAAGACAUGAAUUCCCGAAGUUUAUUUCAAGAGUUCAAUCCUAGCAAAUUUAUGCUCUUUUUCCUUCUGAUUUGGUUUUCUGUUCUUCUAUCAUUACGUCUCGAUGGUUCAAUAACCUGGAGUUAUUGGGCAGUAUUCUUACCAAUAUGGUUAUGGAAACUUAUUACUCUUAUUGCUGGAGUUUCUGGAAUUGUUGUUUGGUUAAACAAUCCUCAAUACAGGCAAGAUGGAGAUGGAGAUGUUGAAUUUAAAGCAAUGAUUUUAUCUUUUAUAAUCCAUAUUUUGUUAAUGUUUUCUGAAAUCCUACUGUGUAAUAAUAUUCAUGAAGCAAUGUACAGAUGGACUUGGGCAUUUACACCAAUAUACAUAAUUUCACCACUAUCUGUAAUAUUUUGUGUUUGGGGACUAAGAAAUGAUCGCUCAGUUGAGUUUGAGAUGUUUUUUGCCGUAAAUAUUCUACAGUUCAUUUUCCUUUCUCUGAAACUGGACAAUGUUGUCAAUUGGUCAUGGGCGGUAGUAUUUGUUCCCACAUGGAUUGUCAUGUCUUUUUUGUGUUUAUUGGUUGUGUAUUACAUCAUUUGGUCUUUGCUAUUUCUAAGAUCUGAUAUUGUAUCUUCCGCUCAAAAACAAAAUCAUUUAACAAUGGUGACAAUUUCAUUGGCUGUUGUCAUACCUUUGUUAGUUUUUGAGAUUUUAUUGGUAAAUCGACUGGAUGGAUCAAGUGAGAAAUCUUUUGCACAAAUUAUGAUUCCUCUUCAGAUUGCAUUGUUCACAUUGUUAGCAACUUCGUUUUGUAAUAGAGGUGGAAAUCACUGGUGGUUUGGUAUUCGAAAGGAUUUUUGUGAAUAUCUUCUUGGAUUGCUGCCAUGUUUAAAGGAAUAUGGAAAUACUUCCUACAAAUUUCCAGAAAGUUUUUUUACUGAAGUUGUUACAGAAGAAUUGAUAAAUGAAAAACGAUCAUCAAUUAAUAUAAACAAAUCAAGAGAAGCUCCGUGCAUUGUUCACAUAGAUGUGCCUGAUUAAACUUUUUUAAAUUCUACCAACAAUGCAUUAUGGAGAAGUUACCUGGAAAUUUUAAUGUUCUUUAUGUUAAAACUUUGUUGUACAAAAUUAAAUUUACUUGUCUUAGAAA
Xenia sp. Carnegie-2017 is the source of this 1844-nucleotide messenger RNA. Its product is annotated as transmembrane protein 185B-like. The record is from RefSeq and is a predicted model, not a curated record. The transcript is spliced from 7 exons. The coding region runs from base 719 to 1735 and encodes 338 amino acids. Lineage: Eukaryota; Metazoa; Cnidaria; Anthozoa; Malacalcyonacea; Xeniidae.